GUAUAAAGCAUGCGAUCGACUGCAGUUUGUCAUCAGUAGCAGGUCUUGACAGAGGAGAACAUUACCCAGCUCUCACUGCGCUCCACUGAAGACAUGAAGUCUCUGAUUUGCUUCGCUGCUACCAUGCUGGUGGCCUCUGCUGCCGUUCGAAGGCCUCUUGGCCUGAGCCAGGACGGCACCUACUGGCCUGACAGGGCCCAGGGUGAGAGGCGUCCUCUUGGUCUGAGCCAGGACGGCACCUACUGGCCCGAGAAGGCCCAGGAUGGGAGGCGUCCUCUUGGUCUGAGCCAAGACGGCACCUACUGGCCCGAGAAGGCCCAGGGUGAGAGGCGUCCUCUUGGUCUGAGCCAGGACGGCACCUACUGGCCCGAGAAGGCCCAGGGUGAGAGGCGUCCUCUUGGUCUGAGCCAGGACGGCACCUACUGGCCUGAGAAGGCCCAGGCUGAGAGGCGUCUUCUUGGCCUGAGCCAGGACGGCACCUACUGGCCCGAGAAGGCCCAGGGUGGGAGGCGUCCUCUUGGUCUGAGCCAAGACGGCACCUACUGGCCCGAGAAGGCCCAGGGUGAGAGGCGUCCUCUUGGUCUGAGCCAGGACGGCACCUACUGGCCCGAGAAGGCCCAGGGUGAGAGGCGUCCUCUUGGUCUGAGCCAGGACGGCACCUACUGGCCUGAGAAGGCCCAGGGUGAGAGGCGUCUUCUUGGCCUGAGCCAGGACGGCACCUACUGGCCUGAAAGGGCCCAGGGUGAGAGGCGUCUUCUUGGUCUGAGCCAGGACGGCACCUACUGGCCCAAGAAGGCCCAGGGUGAGAGGCGUCCUCUUGGUCUGAGUCGAGACGGCACCUACUGGCCUGAGAGGGCCCAGGGUGAGAGGCGUCUUCUUGGUCUGAGCCAGGACGGCACUUACUGGCCCGAGAAGGCCCAGCCCCAGGGCGAAAGGCGCCCUCUUGGCCUGAGCCAGGACGGCACCUACUGGCCCGAGAAGGCCCAGGGUGAGAGGCAUCUCUUUGGUCUCGUUCGUUCUGACGAUGACACAGAUGCCCGAUUUGCGGCCGUUAUUGAGGACAACCAGAACGGCUUCCAUGGCUUCGGCAUGUCCAGCAACCCGGCCUCCGAAGCUGACAGCCCGCAGUAGAGGACCUGGCUUACGCUGCAGCACUCCAGCUGAGCGUUGAACUGAUGUCAAAAGGCGUUCUUUGAAGACGUUUAAACAUAUGUCAACAUUAACCAGCUUAUACUGCCAGAGUCAAAAGUAUAUGAGCGAUAGUCCGCAACUGUACAGAGCAGCGUGAUUUUAUGUGAUUGUAAACGCUUCAUGUGCCUGUGUCCCCUGAACUUUUAAUGCCUUGUAGUGAGUAUGUUUCUAGGAGUGGUGUUCUUAUUAUAUAUUUAUUGGAAUGCUUCGCUGCUUGUCUAGUAUGCUGUGAGCUGUACGGAUUUUGCAUUAUUGCCACAUUUAUUGUCAGUUUUUAAUAAAAAAAUUAAUCGUUAAAUGAUAAACUGACUGAAGGAAAGGGAGCACGACGGCAAUGUCCUAGUUUCUAAGUUGACAUGAUUACGUUAUCGGUCACUUAUUCAUGGUUUUGAUCGUUUUUCUACCACGUUCCACAUAAUACACGUGCUUAUCAGUCGGCAAUAGUAUUUUGGAAUAAAUAUGGGAGGCAUUUUUCAUUUAGUAUGACCCAC
Molecule: messenger RNA, 1682 nt
Organism: Amphibalanus amphitrite
Lineage: Eukaryota; Metazoa; Arthropoda; Thecostraca; Balanomorpha; Balanidae
Exons: 2
Coding region: 94-1131 (345 amino acids)
Source: RefSeq, a predicted model, not a curated record